Messenger RNA from Durusdinium trenchii, 807 nucleotides. The record is from the annotation of a GenBank genome assembly. NCBI's taxonomy places the organism in Eukaryota, Dinophyceae, Suessiales, Symbiodiniaceae.
AUGGCUGCCUCGUUUCCACAAGGCAAGUUGGCAGUGGAGCUGGACGACAAGAAGAAGAUCAAAGCGUUCUUGAGAUGGUUUGAUCCAGACCUCAAAAGGCGAGCCUUUUUCAUUGAACCGGAGAAGGUGGUUUGUGCGACCACCUUGCUAGCGGUGGUGCCUAACAGCUGUUGCUCUUCGCCGCAGUAUCUGCGCAUUCCACAGCUCUUCAACCACUUGAAGCAGCGCAUUUCACGGACCCACGUCUGGAACGAGGCCACACAGGUCGUGUAUGAGAUCCGACUGCCUAAUACAGCGGAGCAUGGCCGCUUGUUGAGUUCAGCGCAUUCUGAAGAGGUUCUGCAGCUGGCGAAGAAGAUGCUGAGAUACUACAGCUUGCCAGAUGAUGUGAUCGAAUUCGAUGGCACAUCUCGUGGUGCAACGGCCAGUUUUCAAGAGCAAUUCCGGAUCUUUAACUCAGCUUAUUUGGUCUUCGGUCCGCAUGGCACGGGUUUUUCCAACAUCAUCUGGAUGCGUUGCGACCAGCCCGUGGCUGUGAUCGAGUUCGUGUGCGGCGCACACUCGCGGAACGUGCGCGGCUGCCUUCGAAGCGGUGCCGGCUUCGCCACCUAUUGGACGUUGCUCGGGGGAGCGCAGUGGGUACGCUAUUUCCAUGUCUUUGUGCAAGAUACAUCGACCGAGGUGAACGACUUCAUGGAAGUCGAUCUCCUGGGUUUCUCGAUGGCCUUAAGGGCUGCGUUGACGAACAUCACGGUCGAACGACAGACGCUGAAGAAAACGACCGAGACAGAACGCUUGGAACCCUGA